AUGAACAAGAAUAUAGCAACCUUUCAAAGGGAAUCAAUAAAAAAGUGGUUCGAAGACCAUAGGUUUGAGGCUGUAGAAAAAGCAACAUACAAUACCGAUACACAGACGGAGGAGGUAAAGCCGGAAACGAGGGAAAUGGGUACCCAAACAGAGACCUGGCACCAGAGAGCACAAUCCUUAGAGACAAUCACAGCUAUGGAAACAUACGAAGAUUUCAAGAAGGUGGAGAACCUCGCUUGGGCAGAUGAACUGUACACUAACUCAGCAGUGUGGAACCAAAGGAUUCGGAGAUGCAUCCAAAGGCUCUAUAAAGACAAGUACCCUGAGUUAGCGGAUCUAAAUGGACAAUUCGAGAUCAUCGAGCAAAGGACCUACAUUAGAACUAAAACUCCGGUGGAGGAGACUAUAAAAAAGAUAAUUAAAAUAGUGCACAACGGUACACCGGAAAAAAUUUGGGAAGCACUUAGGCUCCUGAAGUCUGAAACCAGUGAUGAUGAGAGGGUGGCAAUUCAUCACAUCGUAGAUUACCCCACCGACAAACUAAAAAAGAUGGUUGAGGGAAUCUUUCAUGGAUCUCGUACCAUAGUGGACAUAUAUACAAUCGCAGGAUACCACGCGGCCCUGGAGAAAACAGAUAAAAGAGAGAGACCUACCUUCGGUAUGAUUGUGAGCGGGGGACGGUCAUAUAAGGACAUAUUAGGCAAAGUUAAGAACGCAGUUGGAGAUAAAGCAGCAGGAGGAGCAAUUCGGAGUCUCAAGAGUACAAGAGAUGGUAGCCUGCUAAUAGUAAUGGACAAGGACCAAAAAUCCCUAAACGAAAUCAAGAAGGCGUUUAAAGAUUCUCCGGAAGGUCUAAAAGCCAGACAAGUUGGUGAAGAAGGACUUUUCGAAACACUGCAUGUCAGAGGAAUGGAGGCAGAAUGCACCAAGCAGGAACUACAACAGGCACUAACUGAGAAACUUGGAAAAUGGGACGAAGACACUCAUAAACUAAGUGACCUACGUCCAAUGGUGAGUAACCAAAUGGCGGCCACCGUGACCAUUCCAACGAAAUAA
This is a messenger RNA of Psylliodes chrysocephalus, 1056 nucleotides long. The record is from the annotation of a GenBank genome assembly. NCBI's taxonomy places the organism in Eukaryota, Metazoa, Arthropoda, Insecta, Coleoptera, Chrysomelidae.